This is a messenger RNA of Phytophthora sojae, 870 nucleotides long. RefSeq lists its product as hypothetical. The transcript has a single exon. The annotation marks the transcript as partial. The record is from RefSeq and is a predicted model, not a curated record. NCBI's taxonomy places the organism in Eukaryota, Oomycota, Peronosporomycetes, Peronosporales, Peronosporaceae.
UCAUUCGUGGUUCCUGCUGGAGACGAACGUUGGCCGUCGGUGACGUGGGGGUUCAAAUUAGGAAAUGCUGUGAGGAAUCUACGCGUCAAGAUAGAGACCAAGUCGCGCCUUCCAGUUGGAAUGGAAGAGGAGCUGAAGAAUCUGGGCUUCGUGGCGAACGUGAACCAGUUCAAAUGGGAUAAUAUCGUCCUGCCAGCGUUGUGGCAAUAUCGGAAAAUACACGGCCACGCAGAUGUCCCUCAAGGGUUCGUCGUCCCAAGCGGUGAUGAGGCGUGGCCAAGGCUGGCCUGGGGCCAUCGGCUGGGGCGAGUGGUCUCGGACAUUCGCAAUAGAAAAACGUUUUCCUCUCAAGUGGCAGCGUCUAAGGCGGAGCUCGAUGAGAUCGGUAUCUGCUACGACAUGUUGCUCGCCGAUCGCGACUGGAAGGAGAAGAUCUUGCCGUCGUUUCAAGUGUGUCGACAAGAGUUUGGCAACUGCCUCAUUCCAAAAGUAUUCACAGUGCCCUCUUCUGCUCCAUGGCCAGAAAAGGCUUGGACUAUGCCGCUUGGGGUUGUUGUUCGUGAGAUUCGAAGCGGUGCAAAUUACGUGGAGCAAGUGACUCGAGACAAAGAGGUGCUGGAUGCUAUCGAUUUUGUAUGGAACCGUGACGAUGCAGUGUGGAGUGAGGUCAUUCUUCCAGCUCUUCAAGUGUACGGCGAGGUGUACAAGACGGAUAUAGUUCCGUACCGAUUUGUGGUUCCUUCGGAAGACCCUUGGCCAAGAAAGUCGUGGGGAACGAAGCUCGGUGUGAUACUCUCCCAGGUAAGAUCCAUGGGAACGUACUUCGCACACUACGGACGUGACGUCGAGAAAUUGGACGAGCUCGGAUUG